GACGCUAAUAAUCUUAGAGAUGCUCUUAAGUACUCAGUUCAGAUGCUUUCCGAGCUCCGGACGUCGAAGCUGUCGCCUCACAAGUACUACGAGCUCUAUAUGCGAGCGUUUGAUGAGAUGAGGAAGCUGGAGAUGUUCUUCAAGGACGAGAGCAGGCAUGGAAUUUCGGUCGUCGAUUUGUAUGAGCUUGUACACCACGCAGGCAACAUAUUGCCUAGACUGUAAGUUCUUACUUACCAGUGCCUGUGUUGGGGUAAUUCAACUGUUGAAGCUCGUCUUAGAAUAAAUUUGAAUUUCGCGAGCGCUAGUAUAGUGGAUUGUGAAGCUGAAACGUGGUAUUCGUUACCAGGUAUCUACUCUGUACGGUUGGAUCAGUGUAUAUGAAAACAAAGGAAGCUCUGCCCAAAGACGUGCUUAAGGAUCUUGUGGAAAUGUGUAAAGGCGUUCAGCAUCCAGUUCGUGGAUUGUUUCUUAGAAGUUACCUCGUUCAAGUCAGUAGGGACAAGUUGCC
Messenger RNA from Linum tenue, 511 nucleotides. Lineage: Eukaryota; Viridiplantae; Streptophyta; Magnoliopsida; Malpighiales; Linaceae. The record is from the annotation of a GenBank genome assembly.